UUGUUGUUGUGAGCAUGGGUUGUGCGCAGCAUGCGCAUUUCCAGCGCGACGAUUGGUGAAAGACCUACGAAACCAGAACGGAAAUCUGCUGCACGCAGGUGAAGCUGCCGAGGUUGGUGUGAGUGUACAAAAAUCUGAUGGCGCUGCGAGCGUGUGGUUUCAUCAUCUUUCGCCGUCUGGCUCAAUCUCCACAAAACAUAGAAUAUCUACUUCUACAGACAUCCUAUGGGGAGCACCAUUGGACCCCGCCCAAAGGCCAUGUGGACCCUGGUGAAGAUGACCUUACCACCGCCCUCAGAGAGACACGUGAAGAAGCAGGACUUGGUGAAGAACACCUGAGCAUUGUGAAGGACUUUCUGAAGGAGCUGCGGUACCAAGUGCGAGGGAAGGACAAGAUGGUGCUCUACUGGCUGGCCGAGCUGCGGGACCCCUCAAUGGCUGUGACUCUGUCUGAGGAGCACCAGGACUAUCGCUGGGCACAGCUGGACGAGGCAUGCAAACUGGCAGGCUACAAGGACCUCCAGGAGACCCUGAGAGAGGCACAGAGCUACCUGGAGCCUGGGGAGAAGAAGAACUGAACAGGAAAGACAGAAAAUGCCGAUUGUACCCACUUAACCAUGAAGACAGAAAAGUUCAAUUGUAGGCCUAACCACCAAAGGCUUGGGUUGAGUGGAAGACGUGUCAGAUAUGGGUCUUAUGGACAGUGUUGUUAACCAUGCCUUGAAGUACAGUAAAACCACAAUACUAUCCACUGAAUAUUUUGUAUUUCCUUGAUAAAUCAUAAGAAUGCAUCGGCACAUCAUGCAAGGCAGACAAGACACUGUGGCUUCAUAAACGGGCCUUUGAGGCUGAUCAGAGCAAGGCUUGUCUUCUCUUUUUAUUGUCUCGGUGCACUGAGCAUUACAUUCAGAAUGCAAGGUCAACAUUCUGAUGGUUUCUGAUCAGAAAGAAUAAAUUCUGUUCGGCUGUUUCGUUAAAAUUAUGGUCAUCAUUCCUUUGUUGGUUCCAAACAUAUAGCAAUGAGUGACAUAUUUGCCAAUUAUAUUCCUGGUUAGAUGUCAUCAAUAUUAAUUAAUACACUGAGGCUUAAAAUAUAAAAAUGGGAUGGAUAGAUUACUUGAAGUAAUCAUAAAACAAUCAUAGACAAGACUUCAAGAAUGCUUUUCUGAUUGCUAUCCCUAGUUUCUGUGUGCACUAUUGUGUCCAUGUUAUUACACUAUAAUCACUACAUUAUUAGUAGUGCCUAGUACUACUACCUUUCGCAUGUUACAGAAGAUGGAGAAUUCCCCAAGGACAAGGUAGCCACUUGUAGAGACAGCUGCGAUUAUCCUGUGUAGACCAGUCUAGUCUUUAACAUGACAAACAUACAUCCUCAGUGUGUGGCCUUAAGAUUUAAUCGCAGAUUUUGGGGUGCAAUCCCAGUACAUACACACGUAAACAGAAAAAAAGAACAUUAUCAGUGAUCUAACAAGCAGUCUGGAUGUGCCAUUGCCUACAGGGCACAUCUUACACACACAACCCAAAAACUCGUGUAACCAUAGGCAUCCCGGGGGAAACUGCAGCGGUCCAAUGCUUAUCUGUAUUUUCGUUUUGGACAAAACCUUUUUUUUUUUUUUGCAGAUGUGAUUUGCAUCCUUUGAAGUGUUUUUUUCUUUUAGUAUUGUCCUUUUUACAUCUCCCACAAGACUAUA
This is a messenger RNA of Engraulis encrasicolus (European anchovy), 1691 nucleotides long. RefSeq names its product nudix (nucleoside diphosphate linked moiety X)-type motif 2 (gene nudt2). Gene Ontology annotation, molecular function: bis(5'-nucleosyl)-tetraphosphatase (asymmetrical) activity. The transcript has 3 exons. Gene Ontology annotation, biological process: ATP biosynthetic process; AMP biosynthetic process. The record is from RefSeq and is a predicted model, not a curated record. NCBI's taxonomy places the organism in Eukaryota, Metazoa, Chordata, Actinopteri, Clupeiformes, Engraulidae. Bases 138 to 578 code for a protein of 146 amino acids.